ACCGGAACAAAAAGAGACUCUAACCCUUUUCGCAAUUUAUAAAACGAAGCAAAUGCAAUGCCUCUCAGCGGCUAGCCCAGCGCAUUCAGCAACAAAAUUUUGAGGGGAGGGGAGGAGAAAGGACCAGCCAGCCCUUUGACGGAGUUUUUCCCACCAAGCCUUAGCUGUCUGUGAUCACGGUCUCCACAAUGCGUCUCAGACAAACCCGUAGCGUCAGGAAGCGAUAUGUCGAGGACCCCAUUCUGCUGGACGACCAAGAUGAGCACUUUGCUAUCCCAGAUGACAGGGAUGAAGAUGACGAUUUCGAUGCUCAAGGAGCAGGCCCGCUCGCCGACAAGGGCGAAGACGAAGACGCUGAUGGCCAAGACCAUGACAAUGACGACGCCGCAAGUAGUGAGCCAGACGAGCCAGACGAUGAAGAUGCGGACAACAGAGCUCCCAGGAGCGCCAGAAAGCUGCGCAAUGCAGGCGCCGGUAUGAUCCAGAGCCGCAAGAGCUUCCAUGACAUCCCACACUAUCCUCUUGAGACGCGCAUCGUCACGCGCGUCUACGCCGGUCCCCUGAGACGGUACGCUAGAUACGGCGCCCUCCGCGACUCCAUGUACGGACCCGAGUACCGGCGCAUCAAGAUAAUCUGGGACCUCGAGAUAAGAUGGGCAGAGUUUCCCGCCUUGCCACCUGCGUUGCCGCCUGUCGAUCCCGAAGGCAUUACGCCGAGUCCCUGGCUGACCGCAAGCUUUGAGCUUGACCAGGAGAGAAGCGCAUUCCUCUGCUAUGACAACUACCAAGUGGGCUCUCCCGAGUUGCAGCGCUCGCAUGCUGUCGCCGCCCAUGUUGCACGGCGCCUCAUCCCUCGGGCCGAGGGCGAUCUGGUCACUCUGAUUGGGCCCUGGGAUAGCCAGAAAGAGUUCAGACUCGGCCACUGGGACAGCAUGUCCCUAACACCGUCAGGCCUCCCUGUAGAUGACCCUAACGCCGAAGACAACACACCAAGUGGCUGGAUGCUCAAUGUGGGAGGCAUCCCCUUGGCUGUGGCCUGGGCUCCUUCGUCCAACAAAGAUACGCAACUGCUUGCGGUAGCGAUAAUCCCUUUCUCGGACCAAACGUUGGCCACGCCUAGGGACAGAGGCACAGCCGAUCAGCAAGAUCGCUCAGGAUCUAUCCAGUUUUGGGAGUUUGCCGCCGACAUGCAGAAUACGGGUUUGGCGGCCCCGUCGAAGCACAAGCCUCGACUCAUUACAGCCAAGAUCUCCGACUGGGGCAGACCCAAACGUCUUCAGUGGUGCCCAGUUCCGCUGGAUUCAGUUGGCAUUUAUGGGUUGCUGGCUGUUCUCUGUGGAGACGGGAAAGCUAGAGUCAUUGAUAUUAAGAACAUCAAUGAUAGCAAUGAACCCCGUUACGAAUGGAUUGAGACGCCAGUGGUGGCGCUCGGUAUCUCUGGCGAAUACAGCGUGGAAGUCACCUGCCUGACAUGGGUUAACACAAAUCGCAUCGCUCUCGGCCAUUUAGACGGUUCCAUCACUCUAUGGUCCGUUCAUCCGUGCGCGAUGUUGCUACGAGUCGGUGUACAUAACACCUAUGUGCUCGAUAUCUGCUCCGCCUAUCCGUCAAAUCCCUACCUCGUGGCCUCAGUUCCCGUUGGGGGCUGCGCGACGCUGACCGACUUGUCACAACCGAGCUCAGAGUUCACCUAUUUCCCCGUGCCCGCAAUCAGCUUCCAGCCGAACAUGCUAUCCUGGAACGAGAUGAUGCAGGGCUUCAUGACCCUCUACCCGUCAUCGACUCCCAACACUACCAUUGCAUUUCUCCACCACCGUUUCUUCUGCCAGGCUCGCAGCAUUUGCACUGGUACGAACACAGUAACAUGUGUCUCCUCCGGUACUUCCCACCCAUUUAUUCUCACUGGUUGCGCAGACGGCUCCGUAAGUUCGUGCAACGCAUUGCAAAAGCUCUUCAAGCAGAAGGGUGAGCCCCAGCGCAAGAUCAAGAUCUUUGAGCAUGAGUAUAGAACCCUCGACCCCGCUACAGAAAUCGAGGGAGCCAGAUCAGGCUCGCCCGCUCCAAGGGGCGCCGUAAGGAUCUUACAAGGCUUUCUUCCCGAGGAAAACGAUGACCCACGGACCGAGAAACGAAAGGAGAUUGACAGGAGAAAAAAGUUGGAGCGGAAAAAAACCAAUGCCGGCAAAAGGGGGCGGUCUAAGAAAGGGUCGGGUGCGCAGGAAGAAGUUGAUAACCGCGAGGCCGAGAUGAACGAGAGACUCGCUUCUCGUGUUGUUGCUCAUGAGCCUCUGACGCGAGUGACGACGGCUGCAUGGAACCCGAACCUACGGUUCAGCUGCUGGGCUGCGAUUUCUAUGGCUUCCGGACUGAUAAAGGUCAUGGACCUUGGCGUGCAGUGACAGUCAACCAAGUUCCGAAUCGGCAACGUGGUACCUACCAUUUGAGCAAAUUUUGCUCGCCUCGUCCUUUUGGUACUUAGCCAACAAUAUUUUCUCGCUGU
Lasiosphaeria miniovina is the source of this 2500-nucleotide messenger RNA. RefSeq lists its product as uncharacterized. Gene Ontology annotation, molecular function: protein binding. Gene Ontology annotation, cellular component: transcription factor TFIIIC complex. The coding region runs from base 189 to 2399 and encodes 736 amino acids. Gene Ontology annotation, biological process: transcription by RNA polymerase III. The transcript is spliced from 2 exons. The record is from RefSeq and is a predicted model, not a curated record. Lineage: Eukaryota; Fungi; Ascomycota; Sordariomycetes; Sordariales; Lasiosphaeriaceae.